Messenger RNA from Hydra vulgaris (swiftwater hydra), 3446 nucleotides. RefSeq lists its product as uncharacterized. Gene Ontology annotation, molecular function: protein dimerization activity. Lineage: Eukaryota; Metazoa; Cnidaria; Hydrozoa; Anthoathecata; Hydridae. The record is from RefSeq and is a predicted model, not a curated record.
AAGCUGUUAUAUAUAUAUGUAUAAUGUGCAAAUGUAUAUGUAUAUAUUUAGUAUUUAAAAUUUUUUAUUUCUAUUUAGUUAAUAACAAAUUUUAAAUCAGAAAUGACAAUGCAAAAUAACAACUCUCCAAGAAAACGUGGGCGUCCAAAUCGAUCUCAAAAUAAUGUUGAACCAUCUCGCUUGUUGAUGCAAUUACUUCCUAGAACAUCAAGUUUUAACAUGCCAUGUCUUCCAGAUGAAGAAAACCCAGACAGAAAAAAAAAAAUUUUCAAACGGAAAGGAAGUCAAAAAGUUAUAAGUUUGAAGGCAAAGAAUCGAGAGAGCCACAAUGCUGAUGAAAAACGGCGAAAAGAAAAGUUAAAUAAACUGAUUGUCAAAUUAAAAGACCUACUUGGUUUGGAUGGUAAGAAGAGUAAGGUAGCUAUUCUUGAAAAAGCUGUAGAAUUUGUAUCAAAAGAGAAAAAAGAAGCAAAAAACUAUGACAUGGAAUAUGUUAACCAAAAAAUAAAGAGCCUGGAGUCAAUAAUAGUCAGUUUAAUUGAUUUAUUAUCUUGCAACUCUGUCUCAUUGCCCAGCAACAUUCAAGUUAUUAAAACUUCUUCAAAGCCUGAUGUUACUUCUGAAUCUACUGCGUCAGCAAUUAAUGAUGUUGUACACAUUGUAAUGGAUAGUAACAUUUCAAGUUCACAGUUUUUAAGAGAUUCUAUUAUUGAAAAUACAGCUUUUCCAAGUAAGCUUUCAAAAGAAAAUUUAUCAAACAGUUCUGAAAACAGUUUAUUAAAUUUUUCAUUUAAUAAUGAAAUUAUGUUGCCUGGCACCAAUAUUACUCCAACUGCAAUAAAAACAUUGAAAAUUCCACCUAAUAAAUCAACUGAUUCAAUUUCCAAUAAUCUACUUGAAAUUCAAAAACCUCACUAUCAUGUCAAUUUAAAUAAUGGAUUAGGCUUACUCAAUAUAAACCCGAAAAUGAGUAUUACACAAAUAACAAUAGAUCACAAACAAAGUCAUCAUCAGUUCUCAGAUGAACUGAGUAAUCAAUGUGAUGUUACGAGAGAAUCUCUAAAUGAAAAUUUAACAUCUAAGUCAAAUGAAAGUGAAAAUAUAAAUUUACCAGUUGAUGACUCUUUAAAAAAACAAACAUUAGCUUCCUCACUACCUCAGAGUGAAAUGCUUAUUUCUGAAAAACCAACCAGGAAUGAAAGUUCCAAAACAGGUACCUUGCAAAAUAGAGAUGUUGAAAAUCCUGUUUUUUUAAAUCAUGGAAAAGUUUUAGUACAAGUUUUAAAUGAUAAUCUUUCAAACGAUGACUCAUUUAGAAACACCUUUCCUGUAAAAACGUUUGGAAUUGAUAACCUUAUUUCAAACACAAAUGUUUCUAAAAAUACUCUUUUAAAAAGCCAUAAUAAACAUGAGAACCAAGAGUUAUCUUGCAGUGGACAUACAGUUGAAGCUUUAUUAGAUUCCUCUACAAAGAAUCGUAAAUUAGAAGAAAACUCAGUUCAUUUUAACAAGGAUACAACAAUGGCAAUAACAUCUUUGAGUUCUUCUAUUACAGAAAGAGUGAUUUACACUGAAAGUUUACCCAGCUCGUUGCCACAAGCAACAGUAUCAACAAUAUCAACCACAUCACACAGUUUAUUUGAUAAUAAUCUUGCAGAAUGUGUUGAUAAACAAUCAAAUACACUAAAACGCUGGACUAAUGUUGUAAGUAAUGCACAAAAUAGCAAUAUGUUGAUUGCUUCAUUUCCUUUAUUAAAAAAAACAGUUAAAUUUAAAACUAAAAAACAAUCCCAAAAGCAAAAGAAAAUUAAAAAUGGUAGCAGUGAAACUAUUGGCACUAAAGCAUCUAAAAAUGACUCAAAUGUAAGUUUAAUAGCUUGUACAUCGGGUCUUGACCAUGAACUCGCUGAAAAUUCAAAAAAUAAAAUUGGUUGUGACACCUCAAUAAAUGUAACUACUAGCUCAUGCAUUGUUACUAGCUCAACUUGUUUAUCUUCUGUAGUAUCUUCUAUAGAUAAAACCUUGGAUAAUGUAAAUAAUGUACUAACCCUGAAGAAUGCAAACUGUGUACCAAACCUGAAAAAUUUAGUUAGUGCACCAGAAGCGUUUAAUCAACCUUUAUUGCGUACUAUGAAAGACAGAACCAUUCGCAAUAAAUGGUUAGAACGUGAUAAAACAUAUAUUGAUGUAGCUUCCAUUGACUCAUCAUUUGAACAACAAGCGAGUCCUGUAAUAUCUUUUCCUUAUGUUGGUUGUCGAAAACGUACUAUAGAUAUAUUAUCUCCUACUACUCAACCAUUUCAAAAACGCACCUUUUCCAAGCCUUCUUCAGAGAACAGAACUAAAGUAGCAAGUAGAGCGCGUAGUUUUUCUGUUGAGUCCUUAUCAAAGUCAGCUAUACAGACUUAUAAUGAUAAACAAUUAAAUCUUCCUUUGUUACCUGUAGUCUCUUCUUACUCCUCAAAUUGCCCUUCUAAUGUUCAAAAGUUAAAACAUCAACCUGAUAUUCCUAUUGUCACCCCUCUUCCAACAAUUUUAAACAUUUUUGCACCAGCUCAAGUACCUGUGAGCAGUAUGCAACAAGGUAACUUGUCAAACUUUUCAGCUGAAAAUCAUGUUUCUGAUGGAUGUGGGCUUAUAAAUGAAAAUAUGGAGGAAAAUUCAUUCAACCCAACUAUGUUUAUAGCUGGAAAUCAACAGAUGUUUACUAACUAUUCAACAAGUAAUCUUAUAAAUUCAGAUCAAUCCUCUUUCCCCUAUGCUAUAGACAAUCUUAUUAGUCAAAAUACUACACCGAUGCCAAUCUGGAGUGCACCAUGGUUACCACAGGAUUAUAAUUGUGAUUUUUUUAAUCCUGUUUUUAGUCACAUGCAUAACAAUUUUAACAGAAGAAAUACAACAGAAUGUAGUCCUAUUAAAAGUAUUAUCAGUAUCCUACAAUCAACAUCCAAUCAACCAAACCAAAAUAUUCAGUUUAAUCAAAUUUCAGCUCCUGAUUUCCCUCACACACAAAAUUCUAUAAUGCAAAAUUACACUUUGCCUGACAGCUUAUCGGAUGAACAAGUUAAUUUUUCAAGCAAUUUUAACACACAUAGUAGACAUACUGAAGCCCAAAAUCAAAAUGGUAACAACCUCCAACUUGAAAGCAUGCAAAAUAGUUGUGAAUUAAGAAAUAAUAGAAUAAAUAAUAAUUUAGCAACAAAUGAAAAUUCUCAGUUGAAUUCAGACCUAUAUAAUACACCUCCAGUAUUUCCUUUUAGUCAAUGGCAAGACUUCCAGACUAAGAAUAAAAUCUAAUAAAUGAAUUAUUUGAUCUUUAGUUGAAAUAACAAGUUAUUAAUAACUAAUGCCAACUUUACUUAAAAUUAUUAUAUUUUAUUUAACAAAUUUAAUUUUUAUUUUAUAUAUAUAUAUAUAUAAAUAUUCAUAUAUAAGGAUAAAUACAA